GAUGGGGGUCCCAGUGUGGGGGUCCCAGCGUGGGGGUCCCAGCAUGGGGGUCCCGGCAUUGCGGGGGUCCCAGUGCGGGGGUCCCAGUGUGGGGGUCCCAGUGUCCCAGGAUGGGGGUCCCAGGGUUCCAGUGACCCAGGAUGGGGGUCCCAGUGUGGGGGUCCCAGCGUGGGGGUCCCGGCAUUGCGGGGGUCCCACGGCCGUGUCCCCCCAGGCCUGUUCGGGCUGGUGAACAACGCGGGCAUCGCCAGCCCCAUGGGCCCCACGGAGUGGAUGGACGUGGAGGAUUUCCGGCGGGUCAUGGCCGUCAACGCCUUCGGGGCCAUCGAGGUCACCCUGCGGCUGCUGCCGCUGCUGAAGCGCGCGCGGGGCCGCGUGGUCAACACCUCCAGCGUCCUGGGCCGCGUCUCGGCCAACGGCGGCGGCUACUGCCUGUCCAAGUUCUGCAUCGAGGCCUUCUCCGACAGGGACGCCAAACUGCUCUGGCUGCCGGCCUCCUACCUGCCCUCGGCCCUGGUGGACCUGGCCCUGGCCCUGGUCCUGCCCAAACCGGCCCAGAGCGUGCCCUGAGAGACCCCAGACCCAAAUUGAGACCCCCAAAUGAACCCCAAAUAAACACCCCAAGGUGGGUGAGGAGUGACCCCAAAUUCACCUGGUCUUGAUCUGAUUGGGGGGUUUGGGGACAUUGGGGUGACACACGGGACCUGGUGGACCUGGCCCUGGCUCUGGUCCUGCCCAAACCGGCCCAGAGCGUCCAGUGAGAGACCCCAGACCCAAAUUGAGACCCCCAAAUGAACCCCAAAAUAAACACCCCAGGGUGGGUAUGAAACACCCCAAAUUCA
This is a messenger RNA of Parus major (Great Tit), 842 nucleotides long. Its product is annotated as retinol dehydrogenase 5-like. The record is from RefSeq and is a predicted model, not a curated record. NCBI's taxonomy places the organism in Eukaryota, Metazoa, Chordata, Aves, Passeriformes, Paridae. The annotation marks the transcript as partial. The transcript is spliced from 2 exons.